Patiria miniata (bat star) is the source of this 2884-nucleotide messenger RNA. RefSeq names its product ubiA prenyltransferase domain-containing protein 1-like (gene ubiad1). Gene Ontology annotation, biological process: menaquinone biosynthetic process; vitamin K biosynthetic process. The record is from RefSeq and is a predicted model, not a curated record. Gene Ontology annotation, cellular component: endoplasmic reticulum; Golgi membrane. Gene Ontology annotation, molecular function: prenyltransferase activity. The transcript is spliced from 2 exons. The coding region runs from base 280 to 1302 and encodes 340 amino acids. Lineage: Eukaryota; Metazoa; Echinodermata; Asteroidea; Valvatida; Asterinidae.
CAAACAGCACAAGCGCUAGUCCCGCACAUUACGUGUGAAAUUAUUAUUAGACCGCCCAGCCGGUAUAUAUAAAUUGUCAUAACGUGUUUAGAUUACAUCAGGUUGCAGAUGGUGUGGUCAUCAUCAGUGAGAUGUAAAUUGGAUUUUCUUUACACUUAUCCUAUGCUUGUAGUUUUCCGUUUGGGUAAAUUUUAAGCUGCCACCGUGGUGCAAAUCAGCAGUAAAACUUUGGCCGUUUUCUAGAAAUUAUCAUCAGAUUUCUGAGAUCAGAUCUUCGAAAUGGAGAAUCACAAGAGCAUAAGCAACGGCUCUGCAAUGAGCAUAACAACAGUUCCGGAGCCGGAGGACCGAACAGUUGUCAAGCACAGUCUAAGGACCCAAGUCCGAUCCUACCUGAUUGCGCUGCGUCCAUGGUCGUUCGGCGCCUCGAUCAACCCUGUCAUCUUGGGCACUGCGCUGGCCCUCAAAUCCCACUCUGAGCUCAGCCUGAGCCCGGCAAACCUUGUGGUGUUCCUGGCAGCUUUGGUAGCCACGUUGUCGGUGCACGGCGCCGGGAACCUGGUCAACACGUACUACGAUUACUUGAAAGGAAUCGACAGCAAAAAGAGCGACGAUAGGACUUUGGUGGACGGCAUUCUCUCUCCCGACAACGUCGCAACCUUCGGCCAGGUGUUGUACAUAAUCGGCUGCCUGGCCUUAGCGGUCUUGUAUUUCUUCUCACCGGCCAGACUAGAGCACAUUGCGCUGUUGUACUUCGGUGGUUUAUCCAGCUCUUUCCUGUACACUGGCGGGAUCGGGCUGAAGUACCUAGCCCUGGGCGAUUUGGUCAUCAUGUUCACCUUCGGACCGCUGACCGUCAUGUUCGCAUACACCUCCCAGAGCGGGACCCUGCAGCUCUUCCCUUUACUGUACGCCAUCCCCCUGGCCAUGAACACGGAGGCCAUUUUGCACAGUAACAACACCAGGGACAUGGUAUCGGACCGGAAGGCCGGUAUCGUCACCAUAGCCAUGUGCCUGGGCAAAACGGGUUCCUACAUUCUAUACACCUUACUCAUGUUCGUGCCCUAUAUCGUGUUCGCCAUCCUGGGGGUGAACUUCUCCCUGGCGUAUCUCCUGCCCUUUCUCACCCUGCCCAUGGCCUUCAGCCUGGAGAAGGAUUUCCGGAGAGGGGAGAUGGGCAAACUCCCCCAGCGGACUGCCAAGUUGAACUUGAUCUUUGGCGUGUUGUACAUCAUUGCUUGCUUGCUGGUUCCACGGCAGGCAAUGCCAGGGAUUGUAACAAGCCCGCUCAUUUCAAAGUAAAAGAAGACUGCAUAAGGAGUGUCUCAAAACUUGAAACAAUGGGAAUGUCCCACAGUAAAGAGUUAUCCCUUUUUGUAUAAAUUUGAAAACCAGGGUUCCAGAGUCAACACAUUAGUCGUGUCCAUCACAAGUCUGGUCAAAAGUAAAUCAGAAGUCCUGUCACAAUACCAGCCACAGUAAGGCCAAAUUUCAUAGCGCUACUUAACAGUCAGCAGAAAAGUUGUGCUUAUAGCAGAAAAUCAUGCUGCUGCUUAAACACUAUUUCAUGGCAUGGUUUUGCUAACAUUUCUAUUGUAAGGUCACUGAUUUUAGCAACUUGUUACUCUGAGGUUAAUCAUGCUUUUGCCUUGCUUACUGCUUACAGUCUUUAAGAAAUAGAUGGAGGCUUGGUAAGCACAAAAAUGGGCUGUUAAGCGGCGCUGUGAAAUUGGGCCCAGUAGAUGAUACUGUCGUGUCCGUGCAACAAGGUCGUAUCUUCUAUAAAUGAGCCGUACGUGAAACACGAGUUUCAGAAUAUCAAAAGGUUGUAUCUCGCUUAAAAUACCCCGGAUGUACACGCAAAGUCAGUGGACGUCGAGAUACGACCUUGUUGCACGGAGCGUAUUCGCGCGAGAUACGACUUUGUUGCAGAAUGGAGUUACGACCUUGUUGCACUGAUGCAACGAUACAUGUACUUUCCAUGUUCUAAUGGAAUUUCUGAGUUUUGAGGUGCAUCUUUAUUCCUAUCAUUAUUUAUUAUAAUGUAGUUCUUUUACUGCUUUUGUUAUAUAUAUUUAUGUAGUGACUCAACUCAGUUUGUGUUGAACUGAUUUUAAGUUAUGAAACGGCAUUAAGUGCUGCAUAGCAGCAUUUUGAAAGGACUGUGUGCUUUAUGUGUUAUUUUUUUUCUUCAGUCGAACUGACCGACUUUUCUUCUUUUUUGGGGUGAUAUUUAACAAAUACCUUUAUGACUCUUUCAGGAGUAUUAAAGCAUUGGAUGGGUUAUUGUCAAAAGUUCAUUUAGGUUUUGAAUCAGAUUUGAUGUUUUAAAAGUACAGUAACUUAUGAGAUAUUUUACAAAAUAACCUCAGUUUUGACUUCUAAUGUUCAUCAGAGUGUCCUAACUUUUGAAUGUUUUUUUGAUUGAUUUUAUUAUUUCAUUAUUUUUAAUUUGGGAAAAGUGCAAAGAAAUGUGUACAUGUAUGUAUACACGAACUUGUAAUAAUAUUCUUAAUAUUAAUAACUAAACUUGACAAAGGUGCUUUAGAAAAUGGUUCAAAAUGGUUUAAUUUUUGCAAUAGCAAAAUGCAGGGGUAUAUCCCACUCAAAAAUAAAUAAAUACAUGUGAAUUUAAAUUUUACUUGGGCCACUCUCACCUGUGAUGUCACCAACUUCAAUGCCUAUUCAAUGCUUAACCCAGAUCCAGUAUGUCCAGGUGAGAGUGGCCCAAGUAAAAUGUGCACCCUUUCACUUAAUUGAUUGUAUUUCUGGAACGAGGGACCCAAAUGGCCCAGAUUUGCAUUAGGGCUGAAAUAGGACCUAUAUGUACAAUAACUUGAAUCAAUUGUCAAACAAAUUAUCGACUAUAAGGCCAAAAAAAAAA